GAGUUUCGCGUUGUGCUGACACAGUUUGAGGGAAACUCCAAGUCAGUGGUCAGCCUGACCGGCGCUGCGCCAGCUCCCAGCCUCCUGUCGUCGCUGAAUGAUCCACAGAAUAUCAACGAGGACGAACGGGCACGCCAGUGGAAGGCCGUCCAAGCAGAGAGAAAGAAAUUUGUUUCCUUCUCUGUCCCGAGCCAGUGGACCAAAGACGGAAUUUUGGCCGCCUUCCGCGCUGCUGGAAAAGUCUACAGUCACAAAGGCUCCCUCAACACGUCGCAUCGCUUGGUCGUCGGCUCCGCAGACCUGCUUUCGGAAGACACUGCGACCCCCUGGGCCACGUUGACCAAGCCAGACUCGAAGCUUUGGAAGGAGAUCUGCCAAUUCUCCAGGACAAUCAGUGGCCCUGAAGAUUUCGUCAUGUUGUUCGACGGACGGAUGCGUGAGAUCAGGAGCUUGAAUGAAGCUCGGCCUUUGGGAAGCUUGCAUGAUGAGGAGAUCUUGAAGGAUCCGCAUUCCGAGGAGGUGACCCUUGUGUAUACCGGAGGCUGCCCUCCCAGGGCUGGCCGCACUCGGAGGGUGCCACUCUCUGCAAAGAAAGUGGAGUCUGCAGCCAUUCGCUUCCCAGUCAUGCGCAACAAAGUCCGCGCGCAGAAAAGGGAAGCUUUCACCGCAUGUGGUGAGGCGUCCACGUACCAGGGGACAUACUGCGGCGUCAAGUAUCGACCGUGCGCUCAAAUGCCGCUCAUCUCCAAGACUGAGAAGAAGGCUAUCUUGGAGAAGGACACUGACCAGGUGCCGGAGGAUUGGUCGGACGUGCACGGAGACGAUGUGCCGUUGUUCUGGCAAGAAUCCAAGCCAAUCGACUUUUACACGGCCCUGCUUGCAGACUACAAGGCCAAUGCUGUGUUCGACAUCACAGCAGGCGCGGGGGCUCUCAUGGAGGCGUGCCUGGGCGCCGGCGUUCUCUACCAUGGCCUUUGUCGUGUCCUUAGCUGGCAGUCCUCAUGUUUGAACAGGCAGCACAUGAUCUGGGUGCAAGCUGUGGCCGACAGGGCGGCCUGCGGACUCAUGGCUGUGGAAGGAUCAACGCUCUUCUCGGAGGAAGGUGCAAAGUCGGUGAGGAAGCAUUUCGGCAACAUCUUGGACAGCCUUGUUGUCGGCGAGGAUGAAAAUGAAGAAGACCUCGAGCAGCUGAAAAUGGUACGCCGCGCAGUGCUGCAGCAGAGUCACAGUUGGCUGGUUAGGUCCCGAGGUCCCACGCUAGGCCAGGCCAUGACUGCCGUCACGCAUCGGCUGCGGAGCAAGACGCAGACGAAGGCGGCUGCGGCUGUGUGUCGCCAAAAGAAAGUUCCAGGGCGAAAGACGCAAGCAGCCAAAGCGCGAGGCGCAGCUGUGAAAGCAGGUGCUGCUCCGGUUGCACGCCGCUGCUUUGCCCUGUUUGUGAAGGAGAACUCCAUGGUUCGCAAAGGUGCCUCCCAAGCUGAGCAUAAAGCCGAGCUGGUGCGUCUGGGGGCAGUCUGGAGAAGGUUGCCCAAGGAGGAGCAGGACCGCUACCGCGUCAAGAGCGCUGAGGAGUUCGGGCUCCAGCGAGAAGGCCUUGCUUCGCAUGGUAUUUUUGUGACGGGGAAACGCCCGUGCGACACAGGUGCGGCAGCGCAGCCACCGCAGCAGCCAGCCUGCAUUGGCCCGUACGUGCUGGAACCCUUCGAGUCUGCGCAAGCAGGCAACGUCCGGCUCGGAUGUGGGAGCUAUGGCAAGGUCUACAAGUCCAAGUCGCCCAUGACAGGCCAGCAGCUUGCUGUGAAAGCUUUCUAUGGCCGGGAUGCCGGGGAGGAUGCAGAGCACGAGGUGGCUUUGUACCAACACAUGGUUGCCAACCUCUUGCACUCGGAGAUGGCGUUCUUUGCGACCAUCCAUAACUAUGACGUUGCUUCAGAGCCAUAUCCCUGGAUUGCCAUGGAUUUCUGCGGGCCCAGCUUGGCAAAGACCUUGAAUGCUUCUCCGAAAAUGCCUUGCAGCUCCGUCCAAACCAUUGCAGUCCAGCUCAAGACUGCCUUGCAGUUCGUUCACCGAGCAAUGAUCUUGCAUCUGGACGUGAAGCCUGCAAACAUUCUCUGGGUCGAGCAACUUCAGCUAGUCAAGCUCUGCGAUUUCGGCAUGGCCGAGAGGCGAGAUGUGCCGGCGAGCAGACUGAGGUUUGCGCAAUAUGUGACGGUUCCGUACCGGCCGCCUGAACUUGUUGCUGUUGAUGGACAAAAGGAGCCAGCAAAGCUACAUCGAAUGCUGACGCCAGGCGUGGACAUGUGGAGUUAUGGAUGCACCAUCUACAACGUUGCUACCGGAACUUCUUUGAUGUCGCCACUUGCCAACAACGCGAAGCCGUACUGUGAGAAGACGCUUAGUCUCUGGUGCACUCAUUGGGCACAGUUGUGCAAGCAGCAGCUGCCAAAGACAGCUGAGGGUAGAGUGUGGCAGUUGCGGGGGCGACUUGUGCUCGCCCGUCAACUGCAGGGAAUCAUUCUUAAAGUUUGCAAUCCCACGGCAGCAAAGCGCCAGUGGCCAAGCGUAGCCGAGUGCAAGGCGGGCUUAGAAGGCUCCUGCCACUUUUCUUACGGCAAGUUGAACCGUGUGCUCUUCUCACUGGAGGCCGUCAAAGCCUGCGUGGGAGGGGUGAAGCUGGUGGCGUUGGCUAUGUUUCUUUUCCGCGACAUGACGAAAGGCGCAGACCAAUUUUCUGUGGCCACGGCUUUUCUGGCCGCGUAUUUGAUGUACCGAAGCGGUGUGUCCAUUCGCAAGGUGUCUGCGAAUGGUCCGUUGACGCUGCGGAUCUUGGGAAGCUCCAACCCAAUUCUGGUUAGCUGUGGCCAGCCCUGGACGCUUCUGAAAGCUCUGCGUGGCUCAUUUGCGCACGCAGUGACCAAGGUGGAGACUCUUCGUGUCGAAGUCUUCGUGCUCUGCAGAAGGUUGGCCAAAUAUGUGCUGAAAGAAGCACGAAAAGCACCGAAGCAAGGGCUUUGCCUUGCUGCGACACUUGUGAAAUUCUUCAAGAAAACGGGCGGGGUCAAGCGCAAGAUGUUCCUCCCUUCAAGGUUUAGCCUCUCCAAGGCACUGACAAUGGCCGGGCAUUUCUUGGAUGGGCAUCUGCAGGGGCAUUUUGCAUCCGCUGACAAGAAGAAAUGGGUGGUACGCGUCGGGGGUGCAGGCAACCAUGUGCCAAAUCCAAGGCUUCAAGACAUACACAUGGAUGCGUCGAAGCUCAUGCCACUGCACAUCCUUGGAAGUCUUCAAUGGUUGGGACGCCUUGACGAGGGUGCAACAGCUACAGAUAGAAAGGCCAGCAAUUGGAAUUCUACCAACGCGAAGCAGUUUCAAAAGUUUGCUGGUGGCAAAGGAGUGCCAGAGGUUGUCCAGGCUGUGCGAGCGCACCUUGCAGAGGCCAGCGUUGCUUUUCGCGAGAUGGGUGUGGACACAGCCAAGCUCGCCCAGCUUCAAAAGCAACUGUGCCCGGCCAUGGUCAUCUGGAAUUCUUGCCAAGCUAUGAAGGUUCUGAUGAGACCUGGCUGCAUCCGAGUCGUGUGA
Messenger RNA from Symbiodinium natans, 3576 nucleotides. Lineage: Eukaryota; Dinophyceae; Suessiales; Symbiodiniaceae. The record is from the annotation of a GenBank genome assembly.